AUAUCAGAUGUUCUCUGCGAUGCUGGGAAGCCUACUGGUGUGCAGUCAGUUUGUCUAUAUGGUGGAGUCGAUAAGCAUCAUCAAAAAGCUUCUCUUAAAUCUGGUGUGGAUAUUGUUAUUGGAACCCCUGGUCGUUUGCAGGAUAUGAUGGAAAUGGGAGCAUGCAACUUAAAAGCGGUUUCUUUUGUGGUGCUAGAUGAAGCUGAUCGGAUGCUCGAUUUAGGUUUUGAACCUGCUGUCCGUGCCAUUUUGAGCCAAACAUGCUCUGUUCGACAAUCGGUUAUGUUCAGUGCUACAUGGCCUCCGGCUGUUCAUCAAUUAGCUCAAGAAUUCAUGGAUCCUCAUCCAAUCAAGGUAGUUGUAGGUUCAGAAGAUUUGGCUGCCAACCAUGAUGUCAUGCAAAUUGUCGAGGUCUUGGAAGAUCGAGCCCGUGAUGAGCGUUUACAGUGCUUGCUGGAAAAAUACCACAAGUUUAGAAAGAACAGAGUAUUGGUUUUUGUUUUGUACAAGAAGGAAGCAUCUCGGGUUGAAAUUAUGCUACAGAAAAGGGGUUGGAAAGUUGUGUCCAUUAGCGGUGACAAGCAACAACAUGCUCGUACUAAGGCGUUGUCACUCUUUAAGGAUGGAAGCUGUCCUUUAAUGAUAGCUACUGAUGUAGCUGCUCGAGGUCUGGAUAUCCCAGAUGUUGAAGUUGUGAUAAAUUAUAGUUUUCCUUUGACAACAGAGGAUUAUGUUCAUAGAAUUGGAAGAACUGGGCGAGCUGGUAAAAAAGGUGUAGCUCAUACAUUCUUCACUAAGGACAACAAGGGACUUUCUGGGGAGUUGAUAAAUGUUCUCAGAGAGGCUGGACAGGUUGUGCCAGCUGCCCUUCUUAAUUUUGGAACCCAUGUAAAGAAAAAGGAAUCGAAGCUCUAUGGUGCUCAUUUUAGAGAAAUAGAUGCAAAUGCUCCAAAGGCUACAAAAAUAAAAUUUGACAAUUCUGAUGAGGAAGAUUGAGAAGCAAUAUCAUUAUUACCAAAGCAACACAACUCCAUUGAAUUGGCUCAUCAUCCUGACAUUCCGUGCAAUCAUUUGGCGGAUACAUGUAGAAGUGGAUUACUGCGGGAAGAAUGCAAGAGAUAUCUCACUGCUCAUGUAUAUGGUAAUUGAAGCUUAAAUCUAUUGGCGCUUCAACCUGUCAUAGAUAAUGAGUUUGAAAUACUAUUGUGUUUUUGUACCUUAAUAUUCUUUUCACCCAUACAGUUGGCUUAGUAAGGUUUUUCUAGGAUCCAAAUGUAGUAAUACACUUAUUAUAAUUUGCCCUUUUAAGUGAUGUAUGUAUGAUUGCACCUUCCAAAUUACUGCACUUGGCAAAAGGUGGAAAAAUA
Molecule: messenger RNA, 1367 nt
Organism: Nicotiana tabacum (common tobacco)
Lineage: Eukaryota; Viridiplantae; Streptophyta; Magnoliopsida; Solanales; Solanaceae
Source: RefSeq, a predicted model, not a curated record